GGGAAGCACAAAGAACAACACGGCUAGCAAUUCUCAUGCAGAUGAUCGAUUGCUUACAUUUAGCAUUUGUGAAUUCCGUCCUGGCAAACCGAAUUUAUGUACCUACAACGCAAAUCAAUUUAGAGUUUAAGUCUCUAAGCGCAGAUCAGCGUCCGAAUAUCUGGAAACCUCGGGAGAGUGCGCGAUUAUACCGUGCUUGCAGAAAGCUACGAGUGCCGAUUUCAGCUGUUGCGCUGUUGUAUGGAUCUGCUCAAGUCUUCUUUACUUGUUGCUGUGAUCUUGGCAAGUUCCGUCACCACUGUGCACGGUCAGGGUUUUAGGAAGAAAGGAUGGCAGUGUGAGAAAGUAAAUGCCCCACUUUGUAGUAACAUGGGUUACAAUGCGACACGAAUACCAAACAUGCUCGGCCAUGAGACUCAGAGAGAAGCCGAAUUAGAAUUCAAACAGUUUCUUCCUUUGAUUGAAUUCAAUUGUGCGAGUCAGUUGCAGUUCUUUUUGUGCUCAGCGUAUUUUCCGAUGUGUACCGAAAUGGUGGACGUUCUUAUCACAUCCUGCAGGCCAUUGUGCGAAUACGUUCGCAAGCAAUGUUUACAUGUGUUGGAAGAGUUCGGUAUUCCGUGGCCUGCAAAACUCAACUGCACCAAGUUCUUGGAGAAGAACGACGGUCAUGAGAUGUGUAUGACUGGACCGAAUUUUACCGAAGACGCCAGCCCGAGACCUCUCAUCCAAAGCACGGGCGUAAAAGUGAACGAAACGCAUACAGUGACAACCGCAGGAGCGACCUAUGCUGGUUCGGAAGAGUGCAGGAAAUUUAAAAAUAGCGUCAAUUACUAUUAUAUACCGGGCACAAGAUCAUGUGCAGUGUUGUGUAAUCAAGAAGGUAUUUUUAAAACAUCAGACAAAGAAAAGAUGGACAAGUGGAUGGCGGCUUGGUCUAUUUUGUGUCUAGUGUCGACCCUUUCCGUACUGUGCACGUUCUUUGUGGAUGCGGCGAGAUUCAAGUAUCCGGAACGAUCGAUAGUAUGGCUUGCUCUUUGUUACCUUCUUUACUCGAUUUCGUUCAUCGUUCGUCUUGCAGCUGGUCGAGAGGCGAUCUCUUGUGAGUACAACACGCCUAAAUUUCUCAUUCAAGACGGUCGUCGAAAUACCGGAUGUGCCAUUGUGUUUCUUUUACAGUAUUUCUUUAGCAUGGCCGCGACAAUUUGGUGGGUUAUUUUGGCGCUAACGUGGUUUCUCGCUGCCGGAAUGAAAUGGGGCUACGAAGCCAUCGGUUCAUACUCAAACCUCUUUCAUGGUAUCGCCUGGGCUUUGCCUUGUAUCAAAACAGUAUUUAUCUUCAUAACUGGCAAAAUAGACAGCGAUGAGUUGACCGGACUAUGCUUUGUUGGGAAUCAAGAUUUGAUCGCGCUUGCCGCGUUUGUUUUGGGGCCACAGUUUACUUAUCUUAUUAUCGGAACACUGUUUCUAAUCGCCGGAUUCGUCGGCCUCUUUCGAAUCCGCGCCACCGUGCAACGUGAUGGAAACACAAAAAGCGAGACGAAUAAACUGGAAGGACUGAUCGUUCGUCUGGGAAUAUUUGCGGUAUUUUCAACAGUGCCGGCCACCGCAGUUAUUGCCUGUUACUUCUAUGAGUAUGCAAAUAAAGAAUAUUGGUUUUAUGGUAAACGGGAUAAUAGAAUCGCCGAACCAAAUCUGAGCAUCUUCAUGCUGAAACUUUUCAUGUCUCUGUUCGUUGGAACAAUUUCGGGAAUUUGGAUCUGGUCACCGAAAACUCUGCAAUCGUGGAAAAAGGUUUACUAUGUGAUAACCGGGAGAAGGCCCCCACGACCACAGACGCAGAGGAAUGGCGGUCACUCUAACGAAACAACAGUUUGAAUUUCGCUCCUGGAGCACCCACGAGACAUUUUAACUCAACGAAUGCGACAGACGUAUACUUUUUCCUUCCCAUUUCACGUCAAGUUCGCGUUUAUUUGUCUUCUUUUCGGUUUUAUGGCGAAGACGAAUUCAGUAUGAGGGGGUCAGGCUUUUCUUAGCCUGAAAACACACUCAGCUGGUUGCUAACAAUUAGCACCUAAUUUGUGAUAUGAAUGCAGCAAGCGAAAAUCCAUUUUGUACACGCACCAAAUACAACACUGUUAUCGAAAGCGUUCUUACAUAUCUCAAGCUUGCUUUUGAGGCGUACUCUUUGCAGAAGGUUUAGUUUCAUAUGAUCUCUUUAUUUUGAUCGUCGCUAGAGAUCUUAAAGUCACUUUGCAAAGUUUAUCAAUUCUCUGAUUGUCGUGAAUUGUUGACGACAAGAAAAAUCGAUUGCUGUUGGUACCUUUCACGCGAGUAUCGCAUAAGUUGCCCCCGUAAACUUUUAAAGUUCAUUUCAUUUCGUGCGUUGAUUUCUAUAUAUAUGUAUAUGUAUAUAACAAUCGAAACUGAAGUUGUAAACAAUGAUAAUUCUAAAAGGCUUUGAGAAUCAUCAAUGGGUCUCCUUAUGGUUGAGUGCCUGUUUGAACGGAGUAUUGAUAUUUCCUUCGCGAUUUUUCUGUUGUCGAUCGUAAGGGCAAAGGUGAUUCCCACCAUAAAUGUGUCGUGUUACUUUAACUUUCCUGCCUUGAAAAUUUUAGUUGACACUGGUAGCGUCUACGUACAAAAGUUAUCUGGUUUUGCUAAUUAUUCACUGUUUGUUUUGAGUUCGAAUGGAGACCUUGCGGCGCAUUCUGGCGUUUCUUAGCGAUUUUUGGCAAACCUAACUCAUUGGAUAUGUUAAUUGAAGAUAUUUCCAUCAAUGACGGAGCCGAAAUGCCUGAGGCAGGGCACAUCGAUAAAAAAUUAUAAUUCGCAGUUAAUGAUAAAUUCAUGUUAACUUUGGUUGAUUUAUUUCGGCACGAUCACGAUUGACUGUCAACGUGCCUUUUUUCAGCUGUUGAAAGGAAUGUUUCCCUUCGUAUUUCUGUGUUUACUCUUUCAUUUCGGAACCGCUUUCAUCUAUGGCAUCCAAUUAUUAUUCUUUUUAUCUUUUACUUACGGCGGCCUGCGCGACUGACAAGAGUAAAUGAAAUGACACCCGAUAUCCGAAGUGCAGGUUCAAUCAGUGUACGCAAUUCACUAAUUGAACAGACCAACCACGUUUUAAUUCACAUUGUGGAAUUAUCGAUCAAUUGCCAAUAUUGGUUGGUUAUUUUUUUCUUUAAUGUCACAUGUUCAGGCUUAGGAAAUGCGAUUGAGGAGAAGCAAGAAUUGUGGAACCUAUUUACCCGCGCAAGUGUUAACGUUUGUUUGAUUCACCUUCGGCUAAUUCAAAUUGUCAUAAGUGACCCCAGACUAGUCGACUUCUAUGCCAUCCAUGCGCAAUGAAAUAAAAGUAACUUUUGCUAAUAAAGUCGAUUUAAACUG
Molecule: messenger RNA, 3384 nt
Organism: Stylophora pistillata
Lineage: Eukaryota; Metazoa; Cnidaria; Anthozoa; Scleractinia; Pocilloporidae
Product: frizzled-4
Biological process (GO): non-canonical Wnt signaling pathway; canonical Wnt signaling pathway
Cellular component (GO): plasma membrane
Molecular function (GO): Wnt receptor activity; Wnt-protein binding
Source: RefSeq, a predicted model, not a curated record